AUGUUGGAACAAAUUUCUAAUUCAAUAUGUUUUGCAGCUACCUCCCGAGUCCUGAUGAUGUAUUGGCACUGGAUAUAGCAUAUACAAUUUAUAUGAAGUUUGAAGACUACGCAAGUGCCUUACGUAUUGCACUUUUUAUUGAUAACAUUCAGUAUGUGAAACAAGUCUACACAUCGACAGAGGAUCUGUUGUUGAAGAAGCAAUUUUCUUAUAUUAUUGCACACCACGGAUUAGCAUUGGAGCUUGAUGAUAAUAUAGCUGCAGAUGAUGAUGAUAGGGAGGUCUUGCAGGAUAUAGUCAACAAUGCUAAACUAAGCGAAGGAUACCUUACUCUUGCUCGUGAUGUUGAGGUCAUGGAACCCAAAUCUCCUGAAGACAUCUAUAAGGUGCACUUGAUUGAUGGCCGGGCAAGUGCAAGUUCCAGUCUUGAUUCAGCUCGACAGAAUUUGGCAGCUACGUUCGUGAAUGCAUUUGUGAAUGCUGGAUUCGGUCAGGAUAAAUUGAUGACUGUUGCAUCAGAAUCUUCAAGUGGUGGAUCUUCAGGUAGUUGGUUGUUUAAGAACAAGGAACAUGGAAAGGCCAGUGCGGCAGCCAGCUUGGGGAUGAUUCUGUUGUGGGAUGUGGACUCUGGACUUGCUCAAAUUGAUAAAUAUCUGCACAGUAAUGACAACCAUGUUGUUGCGGGGGCUUUGCUAGGUGUUGGGAUCGUCAAUUGUGGUGUAAAGAAUGACUGUGACCCUGCAUUGGCACUUCUUAUGGACUUCAUUAAUAAAGAGGACAGUGUCAUUCGAAUUGGAGCAAUUUUGGGCCUUGGCAUUGCAUAUGCUGGUUCACAUAAAGAUGAGGUUAGAGUUCGCCUAUCACUUAUCAUGGGAGACCCAACAAUGCCUCUUGAGGUUCUUGUAUUUUCUGCCAUCACCCUGGGGUUGGUGUAUGUUGGUUCUUGUAAUGAAGAAAUUGCUCAGUCUAUUAUCUUUGCCUUAAUGGACCGUAGUGAGACUGAACUGAAUGAACCACUCACCCGCCUACUCCCUGUAGCCCUUGGCCUUCUUUACCUUGGAAAGCAGGUAGUAUUUUUUUUUCGGCCUCCAGCUUCUUUU
Elaeis guineensis (African oil palm) is the source of this 1100-nucleotide messenger RNA. Lineage: Eukaryota; Viridiplantae; Streptophyta; Magnoliopsida; Arecales; Arecaceae. The record is from RefSeq and is a predicted model, not a curated record.